Molecule: messenger RNA, 1188 nt
Organism: Gadus macrocephalus (Pacific cod)
Lineage: Eukaryota; Metazoa; Chordata; Actinopteri; Gadiformes; Gadidae
Product: mitogen-activated protein kinase kinase kinase kinase 4-like
Exons: 10
Coding region: 214-717 (167 amino acids)
Biological process (GO): protein phosphorylation
Molecular function (GO): protein kinase activity; ATP binding
Source: RefSeq, a predicted model, not a curated record
GGGGGGUUCGCGGGGGUGGAGGAGUUCAGCAAAGUUUCCUCCACGUUUUUCCGGGUUUCGCUGGAUGUCAAGUUUCCUGUGUCGCCCUGUAGCCAUCACACUCUGGUGAGGCAAACACACCAUGGACGAGCAAACGAGGCACCGUUAGUUUGCAAGACACGUCUGCUGGUGGUCUUAUCUCCUGAAACCCCCCUCGCUGGUCCCACUGCAGCGAUGUCGAGAGAAAACACGACCCGGAGUUUGGACAGUAUAGACCUCGCUGCUCUACGAGAUCCAGCUGGUAUCUUUGAGUUGGUUGAGGUGGUUGGAAAUGGAACGUACGGGCAAGUCUACAAGGGUCGUCAUGUCAAGACGGGCCAACUGGCGGCUAUCAAAGUCAUGGAGGUCACAGAGGACGAGGAGGAGGAGAUCAAACUGGAGAUCAACAUGCUGAAGAGCUACUCGCACCACAGAAACAUCGCCACCUACUACGGAGCCUUCAUUAAGAAAAGUCCUGCGGGCCAGGACCACAACCUCUGGCUGGUGAUGGAGUACUGUGGCGCGGGCUCAGUGACCGACCUGGUGAAGAAGACCAAGGGGAACAGCUUCAAGGAGGACUGGAUUGCCUACAUCUGUCGGGAGGUGCUCAGGGGUCUCACCCAUCUCCAUGCCCAUCACGUGAUCCAUCGAGACAUCAAGGGUCAAAAUGUUCUGCUGACUGAGAACGCAGAGGUCUAACUGGUGGACUUCGGGGUGUCGGCCCAGCUGGACAAGACGGUGGGCCGCAGGAACACCUUCAUCGGGACGCCCUACUGGAUGGCGCCCGAGGUCAUCGCCUGCGACGAGAACCCCGAUGCCACCUACGACUACAGGAGUGACCUCUGGUCGCUGGGCAUCAACCGCUCUUGAGAUGGCGGAGGGGGCUCCACCGCUGUGCGACAUGCAUCGAUGAGAGCUCUGUUUCUGAUUCCCCGAAACCCCCCUCCCAAACUCAAGACCAAGAAAUGGUCCAAGCGCUUCCUGUCGUUCGUCGACCGCUGCCCUGGUGAAGAACCACACGCUGCGGCCCAGCGCGGAGGCCCUGCUGCGGCACGCCUUCGUCAAGGACCUGCUCAACGAGAGGCAGGUCCGCAUCCUGCUGAAGGACCACCUGGACCGCACCCGCAAGAAGAGGGAGAAGGGUGAGUACCGGGGGGGGGGGGGGGGGGG